This is a messenger RNA of Asparagus officinalis (garden asparagus), 1933 nucleotides long. RefSeq lists its product as uncharacterized. The record is from RefSeq and is a predicted model, not a curated record. Lineage: Eukaryota; Viridiplantae; Streptophyta; Magnoliopsida; Asparagales; Asparagaceae. Bases 66 to 1577 code for a protein of 503 amino acids. The transcript is spliced from 3 exons.
CUCAAUAUAGAAGAUUUAAUAAUAUUUUCAAGCAAUCAUCAAAGCUUUGAUGCAUCUUCAGAAGGAUGGCAGUCCCAACAGACCUGGUAGCCAGAGGAUGCUCGGCGCACCUAGCUCAACCUGUUGGGGAAGAAGGAUUGAUGGAAGCAGAGGAGUUGGUACAGGCUAUGCACCAAUAUAACGGACCGGGAGUGGUGUUUAGGACCAGCUACAAUGAAGAGGACGUACACGGACACGUGUUCCGGUGGAGCUCACUGGAACCCGAGCAGGUGUUCAUAAAUGGGUUCCAAGCUGACGCGCAAGGUGACACCCCGGACAGCACCUACUAUAACCUUCACGACUACGUCUACAAUGCUGGCUCACCAAUGAACCCGCAUCGAAACAACUACAUUUUUGUUAGCACCACCCUUAAUAGCGGGUAUGUUCCUCAGACCAGCAGUUACAGGGACCGGGAAGUCUGGCGUUACGAGAUCUAUGCUCCUGGUGGCAUUUGGGUUGCUCUGACUCUUGCUAAUUACCGAUACCAGGCCCAGGAUGAGGUCGCCUUUGUUCGGGGUAUCAACCGUCAAUACAUUCGCUCUGCCCAGCGUUUCAGGCUUGUUGAGUCCGGCGGGGGGCAUUUGAGACGGGAGAGGGUGGACCAGGUGUUAGUCAUGAACCCGUAUAUCGAUCCAGCUUCUCAUCCAGAAAGAAGGCUCAUUACCAUUCAUAACGCGGUGGAUUACUGCAUGAUAAACAACAGGAGAGUACCGUUGAAUAUCACUUAUACUGAUCCGCAACCCCUGCGGAAGAAACGGGACGUCAGUACCCCAGAUGAUGGCACUUUUACUAGUCCAAGUGGGACUGCCAUAUGGUACGGCGAGAAGGUGACCAACACUGAUAGCAACAUAAAUGCAGGCUUCCGCUCGUAUUACACUAAUGAAGCCUACUUGUUCAUGAGGAACGAAUAUAUAUUGAUAGAUUAUGCUCCCGGCGGGACAAAUGACAAGAUAUUGAACGGGCCCCUUCUUAUUCGCGACGGUUUCCCUUCCCUAGCCAAGACGGCCUUUGCAGAACACGGCAUCGACUGUUCUUUCGGGUCUUAUGACUCUAAAGAAGCUUAUAUAUUCACAGGCAACCUCUGCGCCCGCAUCAAUUUCGCUCCCCGCAGCACGGAUGACCGUAUCAUCGAAGGACCCGUGACCAUAGCUGAGAUGUUCCCUUUCUUCAAAGGGACCGGGUUUGAGAAUGGUGUUGAUGCUGCCUUUGAGUAUUCAGCCGACUAUGAAGCUUACAUUUUUAAGGGGGAUCGAUACGCUCUCAUCAACUACAAGCAACCAAGGCUCAUUGGCGGACCUAAGAAGAUCACCGACGGCUUUCAUAGCUUGAGGGGCACCAUCUUUGAGAGCGGAAUUGAGGCGGCCUUUGCUUCCCACACCAAAAACGAGGCCUAUCUUUUCAAAGGAGACCAAUACGCGCUCAUCAAUUUUGCCCCUGGCGGCACUGAUGACUAUAUCAUUACUGGUCCUAAGAAGAUCACUCCCAGUUGGCCCUCUUUGGCCACCGUCCUGCCCCACAAAAACCACGGUCUGGAUUGAGCAUGGGCACGCACUCUAGGCAUGCAUGCUGCUCUCCGGUAAGGCGGUCUACGUGCCGGGCAUGCAACACCGGCUAAGCUAUCUAUCAUCUAUCUAUUGUGUGCUUUUACUUUUGUGUGAUGAUUUCCAAUAAAGGAGGUGGCAGGCAAGACGGCAGCAGGAUACUACUACUUGCUCUUGUGAUAUACUGUGUCCUAGCCGAUUUUGCUACAUCCCACCCAGCUUGUUGUCCUUGUAUUUCUUUCCUGUAUGGCUUUUUCAUCGCGUUCAUUAAUAAUGAGCCACCAGUUAUAUAUGUUGUAAGUUGCUGAUGUACUCCAUCCAUCCAUUCCACAGUAUCCGUCGCUUGAGGUUUA